UCACUUAGCUAGCUGUAACAGAACGGGCGCUUUCUAAAUUCUGGAGCUGGGAUACUCUUUUCACGCCACUUCGAUACAGCUACGGCCGUAAAGGAUUUUCAUAGCAGGUUAGGAGAGCAUUUUCGUUAACCCUUUUCCAAACCUUAACCUAUUUCUCGUAACUUUCUACGUUAAUGAUCCUAACCUGUUACGAAAGUCACUUCCGAUCGUAACUGUAUUGAAGUGGCGUGAAGUUUAUAUGUUGGAGUUCAUAGCCAGUCACUAGCCAGCUGUUGGCUUGUGUAAUUUGGAUAUGUAUUGCUAAAAGUUACCAUUUUCGUUGCAACACAGUUUGAUGGCAUCGAAAAUUCCUAGAUGCGGACAGAGUAAGUGUGUGCGACCUGCUGGCAGUGCUGCAGAAAUGAAGAGGGCGGCCAAUAAAUACGUUUUCAAAGAGACUGCUGUACCGUCAGACUUCAAUUUCUUUCCAAAAACUGCUAUUUUCAAGCCUCUCAAUGAGAAUGUACCAAGAAAGAAUGUUGUAGCCAAAGUGCAUAAAGGACCUUCCACCAGAUAUGGGCAGCAGUCAGAACUCAAGAGCCAUAAUCAACUUUUACUGGAAGCCAAUGAAGAACUGCAGAAAAAACUUACAGAAACACAGCAAAAAGUUGCCCAGCUGGAACAACGAUGCAGUGACCUCCAAGGAACCAAUGCAGACGUCCAGAAACAACUGAAGGACUGCCAUGUGCUACUAGUUGCUGGAAAUAUUGAUCCAGUUUUGGGAGAGAAAAUUGGAAAAACUGCACAGCAAAAUGAGGAUCAACAAAGAGAGGUGGUGAACGUAUCCCAAGAUCUGUUACGUGAACUGCAGACAUUUGGUGACAUGGCAACAGAACAAAGUGCACAACUAACAGAAGUUCAAAAGACCAUGAAGGCUCUCACCGAUUCUCGGGAGCAUCUGGUGCAGGAGAGGGAGAAUUUCUACUUGGAAGUUGAAGAAAUGGAUAAGGCUUUUGAGGAAGCAGAGCAGCUCUUGUUGGACUAGAUCUUGUGUGUGUCUUUGAUUUUAGUGUAAAUGGAAAUAUAAAUAUUUUGUAUUUUUCAACUAACUUUGAUAAGUCAUUUUGAUCAUUACUACUUGCAAAAGUUGUUUUCACUUAGUCAUAUUUGAUUUAUCUAGAAGACUGCACAAUUUUAAGUGAUUGAACUGUCAGUGUUUUGCUUGACAAAAUUUCAUUGAUUUCUUUCUUGUAUAUUAAACUUCUCAAUUUAUCCCAUGGUAA
This is a messenger RNA of Oncorhynchus mykiss (rainbow trout), 1262 nucleotides long. The record is from RefSeq and is a predicted model, not a curated record. NCBI's taxonomy places the organism in Eukaryota, Metazoa, Chordata, Actinopteri, Salmoniformes, Salmonidae.